Molecule: messenger RNA, 4629 nt
Organism: Conger conger (European conger)
Lineage: Eukaryota; Metazoa; Chordata; Actinopteri; Anguilliformes; Congridae
Gene: mier3a
Product: mesoderm induction early response 1, family member 3 a
Exons: 11
Coding region: 558-2288 (576 amino acids)
Biological process (GO): negative regulation of transcription by RNA polymerase II
Cellular component (GO): nucleoplasm
Molecular function (GO): histone deacetylase binding; transcription corepressor activity
Source: RefSeq, a predicted model, not a curated record
AAUCAUGUUACCGAGGGGCUGAGAUUGUAAAGGUUGUUUAUGUUUGUGCCUUGGAUCUGGGCGAGCUAUCGUUAGCCCAGCUAGCUCCUUAGAUCUACUGCGGAGCGCAGUGACAGUAAUUGGUAACGGCAGGUAUAAAAUGGAAAAUACUAAUUAUGCUUUUAUGUCAGGAUAAUUGCCACAUUUGCAUCGUUUUUUGACAAAACGAUAUAGUUGGUGACCAAAUAUCUGUGUAAGAAGGUCUCGGAUAGCGGAAAAAAACGGAGCGCUAUUUAUUUAUUUAUUAUUGAGCAAUCUGGCUAUCCAUAUAGCUAGUCGGCAAGCUUUUUUUAUAGGUGUAUGGAAAGCGAGAGUGAGCAAUAUCGUAGAUUUUUUAAGCUUCCGAGGGCUCAAUGAUGGCGCUUACAAAUAGGCGACAUGUUAACCUUAGUUGGCUAGGUUAUUUGGGUUACUCAACUGUGAUAAAACCGAACUUUUACUGAAGAUGUUUCACGAAAUGUUAAUCUGUUGGGAUUAUCUUCCUUUAGGCUUCCUUUGGAAGUACGAGCCCAGGUAAGAUGCUUUUUUCCCUCUGUUGUUUUUCCUGCCGGUUGUGCGGUAGUGCGCUAACUAACUUUGUUCGGUCUUUUGCGAACAGGCAUUGUAUAAAGCAAUUUACUAGCAAGCUAAUAUGUUGUAACUUGUAUUACGAGAGAACUUCUGAAUUUAAUAGUCAUUUUAAUUCCGCAGUUGGCUCUUUGUCUUCGGAAGAUCAUGACUUUGACCCCACAGCGGAGAUGUUGGUCCACGAGUACGACGAUGAACGGACCUUGGAGGAGGAGGAGCUGUUGGAGGGAGAUUCCAACAUCAGCGCAGAAAUAGCGGAUUUACAGAAGGAGAGUAACAUGCCUUUGGAGGAGCUGCUAGCCAUUUAUCAUUAUGAGGCAUCGGUCAGUACUGUUGGGGGGUCCAGUGUAGAUAGUUCGUCAGGGGAGCUGACAGACGAGCUUCCAGAUAUGACAUUAGACAAGGAGGAGAUUGCAAAAGAUCUACUCUCGGGAGAUGAUGAAGAGACGCAGUCGUCAGCAGACGACCUGACCCCGUCUGUAACCUCACACGAAGCCACAGACUUCUUCCCAAGAACACUUCGAUCAAAUGCUAUUUACGACGGGGACAAAGAGUCGGACGGGGAAGAGGAUGGAGUGAGUCCCGAAGACUCCAGAAAGGAGAUAAUGGUGGGGUCGGAGUAUCAAGCUGAGAUUCCGGCCCAUCUCUGCUGCUAUGGAAACGAGGAAAAAGUAUACAGCGAAGAGGACCAGCUGCUGUGGUGUCCGGACCCCCUGCCGGAGAGCAGGGUGAGAGAAUACCUGUGUGAGACGUCGUCGUGGGCCUCGGACGGGAAGACGGAGGGAACGCCGGAGAGGGGUCACAUCCGGGACAACGAGCAGGCUUUGUAUGAGCUCAUGAAAUGCAACUACAACAUCCACAAUGCACUAGAACGGUAUCGGAGCAGUGCAACAUCCUCUAAGGAUGAAAUGCUUCCUUGGACAGAGGAAGAAUGCAGAAGCUUUGAACAUGCGCUGCUUUUGUACGAAAAGAACUUCCAUCUGAUUCAGAAACACAAGGUCAAAACAAGGACAGUCGCCGAAUGUGUGGCCUUCUACUACAUAUGGAAGAAGUCGGAGCGCUUUGAUUACUUCGUCCAGCAGAAUCGGUUUGGGAAAAAGAGGUGCAGCAUCUACCCUGGUGUAACAGAUUUGAUGGACAGGCUGGUGGAUGAGGCAGAAGGCCUGGUGGUGGACAGUUCUGCUGGGACUGGUGGCAUACGCCUCGAACCCUCAGCUGACCAGCAGCUGAGCAUCCUCAACUCCAUCACCGCCAGUGACCUCUCAGCUCUGACCAAUAGCGUGGCGACAGUGUGCCAGCCGGCGGACCCCUACAGCUUCCCCACCCUGGAGGGCCUCCACCGGGGGGCGCUGUCCCACGAGCAGCAGCUGGAUGGCGACUGCCUGAGCCUCCUGGACGCGGCCGGCUUCUACCACUCGGAGCUGGGCAGCCUGGGGGCGUCGUGCGGGGAGGACCUGGAGCGGCCGUCCAAACGGCUGAAGCUGGGCCUGCCCGAGGCCUUCACCGGCGACCUGUCCGCCGGCUACGAGGGCCGCGCCCGCCACAUCGCCAGCGCCAAGAUGGCGGUUUCCGUCACGGACUUCGGCAGCCUGGCGGGCGUCGAGCCCAGCGUGUUCAUGGGAGCGCACACGCUGCGUCCGCACACGCACGCGCACGCGCACACGGCGCUGCAGCUAGACUGACGUCACCGCUAACGUCACCUGCCCCCUCCAGGGGACCAUUGUCAAACCUUGUACAUAUCCUCAUUCACUGGAAACUUUAUUUCUUUUUACAUAUAUAUAUAUAUAUAAUAUAAAUAUAUAUUAUAAAUUUUUUUUUUUCUUUUUUACUAUGACAUCAGUGAUGUCUUAUCGUUAUAGAACUAAAUCUUGAUUUCUCAAGAAUUAAUAUAGCCAUUUAUUUUUCAGUCCUUGAAAUCCAUGGAAAUGUCCUACGUCUGUGUCUGUAUCCUGUGGGAACUGAAUAUCGUGGUGUAAGUUUGAGAUCUCUAGUUUUUUUUAUUUAAGUUUUUUUUUCCUCGUUUGUUACUCCUACGAGCAUCUCAACGUUUUAAACAACAACGACAAAAAAACAAAAAAACGACAACAAAACUGGCCACCACACCUUUAACCAAUGAAAGGUUUUUUCCUAGCCACUAACUUGGCUGCCAUAGACUAUUUUUAUUUACUUUUUACUUUUUAUCUUCUUCAUUGGUACAUUAGAGUAUCAGUGUUUACAGGUUCCAUUUCCAGACCCUGGCUGAUGUAGCAUUUUAUAUAAGAGGGUCCAGGUUUUUAUAUUUUAAAGAAAUGCACACAUUGGUGCAAGGCUUUCCUCGGUGGAGCUUUUGUGUACUUUAUGGAGCACUUGAGAUUCUUAGAAAAGCAAAAUUUGUAUUUGUCUGUGGAAACCAGUACCAAGACUGUACCCAGAGGGAGUUCAUCUUUGGGUUUCAAAAAAAGGUGAAGUUACCCCCGGCCCCCAGCCUACUGAGCAAGAGCUUCACUGCCAGGUUUCCUUUGUGAAAUUGGGUUUAAAAUAUUGACCAUUUCAAUAUAUUGUACUAAUUAGUUUCCAAGUAUGUGAUGGUUGUGAUUACGGUGAUUUUAACUGUGUUACUUUGAUUGGUAAAUCAUCUGUAGGAGGCAAAUUAGGAAAGUAAUCCAAUGCUAAUCCUGUUUAUCAGUGUUGGCAUGGUAACACAACUGUGUAGCUGCUUGGAGUUUUGGGCGCCCCAAACAUUUCUUAGUCCCCCCCCACCCCCCCACCCCCCCAUUCAAAAAUGGUAUGUUGCAUCUGAAUACUAUCACUAUUUAUUUAGAUUGACAACUUGCUCCUGCCUACAGUUCCUCAAAGGCUGAAUACCUUUCUUUUUCCAUUUUAUUGAACCAUGGAAAGAUGGUCCGAUACACAAAAAUUAUUAUAUAAAUAUAUAUAAUUUUUGGGAUAGUUAGAGGGUGGGUAUUUAUUACAAAAGAGUGUUCUGGACUGCACCAAGGCCAUCAACUUUAGCCUUAGUCUUGUAUGUACCUUUAAAAUGGCUUUUCUAGCAAAUGUACAGGAUAAUAAAUUUGCUAAAAAAAAAAGAGAAGAAAAAAAGGCACAUUUAACUUUUGUUAGUUUCAGAUGUUUGAGAAAAUAAUUCUAUUUUGACUGACUUGUACUAUUUAUGUAAUUUAAGCCGUGUGCUUGUACGUUCUCUUGUAGGGUCGUCUUGGUGAUUUAAAAAAAAAAAAGAAAAAAAAAGAAAGAAGACUUUUAGUUUCUUUAAUCAUAGGACUCGACAUUAACACCUUACUUUGUGACACUUGACUGGGUAGCCUUGUGCCAAGUGUUAUGUUGGGCUUGGGGAAGGAAGCACCGUGGCAUGAAGGGAGUUUAUCUUCACCAGAUGGUCUCGGUUGCCCUUGAGAGUACAGGCUUCGAGACUGCUGGAGAUAGUCAGUGGAGUGAAUGCAGUACCACUGUUUACUUACUUUAUCUAUGCAUUUGUGAUGGUCAAGGUAUGAUAAUUAGGAGAAAGGACACGUCGACUUGCUGACACUUAGGUUAUACUUCAGUCCAUGGAUACAUUUACGUAAUCACCGACUGAUUCGACAAUGUCCGUUUUUUUUUUUUUUGACCUCAUGAGUUUGUGCUCAGACAAAGAUUUCAUUUAAAAUCGUUUAAGGCAAUAAUUUGUAAAUAUGUACAGUCAUUAACACGUUUUUUUUUUUUUUUUUUUUGUUCUGUGCAGCAGUUGUGAGCUGCUUCUCCGUGCAUGGUAGUCGUGACCUUGUCUUGAGAAGAGAGUACCACUAAAAUGACUUUGCCUACAUUUGUGUGGGUCGCAAUGCACUGCAGCUCAUAGGACCGGUGACCUCUGCACUAUCACGGCUCACCUGGGAGUCCUCCCACACCUGGAGAAAGUGGCCCUGUGGAUUGCAGCGAGUCAAUAUGGAGGGCCCGAACGUGGCGUUACGGCAGAUGUCCAUCAGUAUGUUUUCAGCAGUGACUUCAGUAUUUAUGAAGCUUCUAGUGAAGAGAGGCUUCAUAAACGAGUGA